This is a messenger RNA of Penicillium antarcticum, 789 nucleotides long. RefSeq lists its product as uncharacterized. Bases 1 to 789 code for a protein of 262 amino acids. The record is from RefSeq and is a predicted model, not a curated record. Lineage: Eukaryota; Fungi; Ascomycota; Eurotiomycetes; Eurotiales; Aspergillaceae. The transcript has a single exon.
AUGGGAUCAUUCAAAAUAUCCAAUCCGUCAUCAUUGACACCACAUCUCCUCCGGUUACCAGCAGAACUCCGUCUCAAAAUCUACGAAUAUGCCUUGGCAGUACCAAACGAGUAUAUGAACAAGCCGUUGAUAGUGGUCGACGAUCGCGGCAAAGCCUUCACAGCCCGCGGCCAAUACAGAGCUCUUUCAAUGAGUCCAAGUUGGGUCGGUGAAGACGGCACAGCGCGCAAGCUGCUUGCUGUAAAUCAUCAAAUCCACGAUGAGGCAGAAGAUUACCUGUACUCGCAGCACACGCUGUUCUUCCGCAACUCGUUCAACCUAGAUCGAUUAGGCGACUUCCUUGAUACGCUUAGUGCAACUGCUCGCUCGCGCAUUCGCAGCGUCGGUUUUGAGGUCUUCUUCUUCGUUCAUACGCAGAUUGGCGUGCCGAAGCGGACUAUCAAGCAGUAUGAGCUCGCGGCCAGGCUGCUUGCUGAGAAAUUGCCUGAGUGGCGGAGUGUGUUGUUUUAUCUUGAUCCGCGCUUUUAUUAUCCCUCUGCUAAUGUCGGUGGGAGGGAUCUCACCGCGAGGGGAGUGUUGGAUCUUGCUAUGCGAUUUAGGUUUUGUCGGGAUAUCAGUUUCUUCCCGUUGCCAAAUGCUGAUCAGCGGCUUUUGGAAGAGGCUCAGCAGUUUGUUUGGAGGAGUCGAUCACCACCUAGGUCGCCUGUCUACUGCUCACUUUCGAGGAAGUAUUCAGACUUCUCGAAGAAGUCUUUGCCAAGUCACUGGUCCACGUCAUCUGUUUUCUGA